Messenger RNA from Lachancea fermentati, 993 nucleotides. NCBI's taxonomy places the organism in Eukaryota, Fungi, Ascomycota, Saccharomycetes, Saccharomycetales, Saccharomycetaceae. The record is from the annotation of a GenBank genome assembly.
AUGCCAGACAUAACCCCACUGUUCAGGAAAUAUGUUAAUGUCAUUGAAGAAGCUAGAGAUAACAGUCUUGAAAAGGCGGAAAUUCAAGAUCGAGAUAAUCUCGCGAUGAAGAAAUUUAGUAUAAAAGAUACGUUUGUGAAGGAAUGCUCUGAACUUCUUAAACAUAUUAUAGAGCUGCGGAAAGUUUUGUAUUCACUGAAACAAGCAUAUGAAAGUGAAGCGGAUUUAACAGAAAAAGAGAAAGAUGAAUUUGAUACCGAAACUCGUCUUUUAUUGCAGCAAUACUUUGAAAAAUUGAAGUUUCUGGAGAGGUAUGAGAAUCAGCGACAACAAGUUGUAAAAGAAAAAUACUUAUCCAAGAAAACUCCAAGUUUCUUUUCACUAGUUGAUGGUACUGACGAUGAGAUGUCGCUUUUCCACAGCACAAACAACAAAUACAGAAGUGGAGUGCUUCAAUCCCUUAGUAUUCUUCUGUCAUCAGUUUCCUCAGAUCUCUCGAAAAUGCAGCAAGAGAGAUUAUCCCGUCAAAAGGAGCUAGAAUCCAUUGAUUUCAAUGCGCAAUUAUAUGUUCCAACCCAAGAUAUGACCCUUGGUUCAGUUUCACAAUCACCGGCAAUAGAGACUACACAAGAUGAAGUCAAACAAUACAACGAGACCAUGAGCAAACUUUCACAAGAACAAUUGCAAAUUCUAGAAACAGAGCAUGAUGAGCUGCUCAAUCACAAAACUAAAGAGCUUGAAAAGGUUGAAAAACUUAGUAAAACAAUUAUGGAAAUUUCUUCUUUACAAAACGAAAUAGGCGCCCAUCUACAGGCGCAAACGCAGAAUAUUUUUACGCUAUUGGAUGACCAUGAUGAUGUUCAGAUGGACAUUCAGCAAGGAAAUAAGCAAUUGAGGAGAGCUCAGGAACGUGAAGGUAAGUCAGCCAGAUUGAUCGUCUACCUUUCCAUGAUUUUCGGACUUCUUAUACUUUUUCUUGACUAUAUAAAUUGA